Exophiala dermatitidis NIH/UT8656 is the source of this 2169-nucleotide messenger RNA. Its product is annotated as long-chain fatty-acid-CoA ligase. Bases 299 to 2080 code for a protein of 593 amino acids. Gene Ontology annotation, biological process: fatty acid metabolic process. NCBI's taxonomy places the organism in Eukaryota, Fungi, Ascomycota, Eurotiomycetes, Chaetothyriales, Herpotrichiellaceae. The record is from RefSeq and is a predicted model, not a curated record. Gene Ontology annotation, molecular function: medium-chain fatty acid-CoA ligase activity. The transcript has 3 exons.
CUCCUCGUCCCAACUUCAGUGGUGCAUCGGCCACAACUACUGGCACCUCGAUUCCACUUCAGGGCCAAGCUGAGGGAAGGCCGGGGAACCUUGAAGCUCAUACGCCAGCCUUGAUCCUGCAGGGCGUCUAGAAACAAAAAGAUAAUUCUUGUUGUCGUCGCAGGCUUGUGUGUGUGCCAGUGUGACUCGGACGCCCUCGCCCACCGUCGUUGAUCCUUGUGCCCGGGGUCGGUCCAGGACUUUCUUUUUGUCGUUUGUCUCUUGAUAUCAUAUCGUGGUCGCUCUCUUUACCGUCAAAAUGGCCACCAGUUCCAGCAGCAACACGUCGAAACCAAGUUCGACUUCGGCAUCACUGUCAUUAUUACACGGGCCCAAAACACCACCUCUAUCAACCCAAACACUGCGCGAGUUGAUCGACGAACAAGCCAGCAAAAAUGGCAGCCGAGUCGCAUGCGUCUUCUCCUGGCAGAACCACAACAUGACCUUCCAGCAUCUAGCGGAGCGGAGCAAACUGCUGGCGAAAGCCAUGCUGGAAGCCGGCCUGAAACACGGCGAUUGCGUCGGCAUCAUGGCGGGCAAUCGCUACGAGUACAUUGAGACCCUGUUGGGCGCCGCGCGCAUCGGGUGUCCUUUUGUCGUGUUUAACAAUACGUAUACGGCGCCGGAACUGUGUGCUGCGCUGAAAGUCAGUGCAUGCAAACUGGUAUUCCUAGCACGGAACAUUGGCAAAAAGUCACUAUCACCACACAUCCAAGCGGCAUGUGGCAACGACGAGGGCCUAUCAGAACUGAAACGAGUGGUUCUUCUUUCGACAGACAACCCAACAGAUAUCUCCUUCAACUCAUCAGUGCGAGAAACGCAACUAUACAAAGCGUUCGCCGACAACGGCAACUCCAUCUUCAUGAACGACGCCACUUUGCGACGAGCAGAACGCAAAGUCAAGAACAGCGACGUGCUCAAUCUCCAAUUCACGUCCGGAACCACGGGGGCACCGAAAGCAGCGAUGCUGACACACUUCAAUUUGAUUAAUGACGCACGGUUUUUCGGCGACGGACUCCAUUUGACACCGGAGGACGUGGUGUGCUGCCCGCCGCCACUGUUCCAUUGUUUCGGAUUGGUGAUGGGGUUCUUGGGCUCAUACACGCAUUCCAGCACGAUUGUGUUCCCCUGCGACCAAUUCGACGCCGAUCUGGUGCUGGACGCUCUGGUCAAAUACAAGUGUACGGCCCUGCUGAGCGUGCCGACCAUGUUUAUCGCGGAGAUGGAAGCGAACCGGAAAAAGGGGUACAAGAUCGACACGUUGCGCGUCGGAUUGGCCGCGGGCUCGACCGUCCCCGCGCCAUUGAUGAAGGAGUUACAGCGCGAAUUGGGCGUGCAAAAGACUUUGAUUGCUUACGGUAUGACUGAGACCAGUCCCGUCACGUUCAUGACUCCUCUCGAAGACCCGGAUGAACUGCGCGCUACUACUGUUGGUAAGAUUUUCCCUCACACUUCGGCAAAGAUCAUCGACAAGAAUGGCGAUAUCGUGCCUCGGGGAGUUCCUGGCGAGCUGUGCACGGCCGGCUUUGCUUUGCAAAAGGGAUACUGGCGCAAUGAAGAAAAGACCGCAGAGGCUAUGAAAGUGCACAAGGAUGGCAUUCGCUGGAUGCAUACUGGUGAUGAAUGUGUCAUUACUGAAGAUGGUCAUUGUGUCGUUACGGGUAGGAUCAAGGAUUUGAUUAUCAGAGGCGGCGAAAAUAUCUCUCCCGUCGAAAUCGAAGAUCGACUCCUGGAGCACGAAGCCAUCGCCGAGGCAUCUGUUGUUGGAAUCAAAGACACGCGAUACGGAGAGGUGGUCGGCUGCUUUCUGAGACUGCACAACGAGGUCCCGCGGCGGCCGAACCAGUCGGAGAUCUUCCAGUGGUGCAGACAGCGGUUGGGAUCGCAUAAGGCGCCCCAAUAUGUCUUUUGGAUCGGUGAUCCAGGCGUCGGAGAGGACUUCCCAAAGACCGGCAGCGGCAAGCACCAGAAGCAUAAGCUGCGAGAUUUGGGGAACAAGUUGGUCGAGGGCAAGAAGCCAGAGUUGAAGGCAAAGUUAUAGUCGUAAAUAGAUCAUAUACAAGGUUGGACACACUACUACAACGUUGUAGAGCACUGGAGAGAAGGGAUCAUUCAGAUGUUGAACGCCCA